AUGAGUGGCCGCACAGCCCAAAGCCAUCGCCUGGCAAACCUGAGGAAUGCAAGACAAGGUCAAAGUCGCGCAAAACAGUGGAAGCCCAAAGGAGACGCGUCAAUCUACGACGAAGUCUCUGAAAGGGACUACGAGGCCAUAGUUCGCGGUCGUUUGGACCAGGAUGAUUUUGUAGAGGACGAUGGCGUCGACGGGUACAUCGACCACGGCAUGGACGACUUUGAGGGUGAUAUGGCAGACUCUGAGGACGAGCGAGAGAUUAAGAAACGCCAGAAAGCGGCCGCGAAAGCUACCAAGGCAAAGCCCAAGCCACCGCCCCCCGAACCAGCACCCAUGUCGGCCUAUCGUACCGUCAAGUCAGAAGCCGUCGAUAGCGAGUUUCUUGAAAACCUCCUACAGGGUAUGGUCGCCGAGCCGGCAAAGCCCAACCCGCGCAAGCGAAAGGGAUCGCCAUCCAGACGCGAAACGGAUUAUACAUCGUAUAGAGACAACCAAGGCGCCUCAUCGGAUGGGCCAGAUGAUUUCCCAGAACCCAAGUUUUCUCGCAGACGUGAAGCAUUAUCGAGCGACGAUGAAGCGUUCAUUACGCCCAUAAAGCGCUUCAAGAGUGAAAACGGGACAGGAAUUAAUAUUCAUCAGACGACUUCACAAGUGGACCAACUGCGUAUGGAUGAUCCAUACGACGAAAUGGAGAACGAUUAUGCGCCUAUCGAUCUAGACGACAUCGACGGCCACCCAGUGAAAAAGGAAGAGAGUCCCAUCGCGUUGUCCAAGCUCUCGGGCAACGGUGCUCACCCUUCGGCAGUCAAGAAUGAAUCUGCCAAGGUUCAGACAGGCCCACCAUCCUGGUUAGCCGUACAUGCGUCUCUCCCAGUGGCCAUCGCGGAUACUGUCGGUGGAGGCUCUUCAAACUUGGCUUCCACUCGAGUUCAAGCCACAGAAGAGGACGGUUCCUUGCGGAUGUUUUGGCUGGACUAUCUGGAAGUGGAUGCCAAGGUCUAUCUCGUUGGAAAGGUCCUCGACAAGUCCACCAACAGAUAUGUGAGUGCUUGCGUGGCCAUUGAAAACAUCGAACGAAAUCUUUUUGUUCUACCGAGAGAACGACGUAUGGAAGGCGACUACGAGACGGACAUUCAGCCAGAAAAAAGAGAUGUUCAAGCCGACUUUACCGAAGCACGACAAAAGUUUGACAUUAAGCGUUGUGCUAUGAAAUGGGUGAAGCGCAAAUAUGCCUUUGGCGAGCCCGGCGUUCCCACUCAGGAGACGCUGUGGAUGAAAGUUGUCUAUCCUUUCUCGGAACCCGCGAUGCCUAGCAAUCUCACCAGUCCAAAUAUUGCCCGAAUAUUUGGUACGAAUACGAGUGCAUUUGAGCUCUUUGUCAUCAAGCGCAAAAUUAUGGGCCCUUGUUGGCUUCAAAUUAAGAAUGCAGAGAUUGCGAACAAAGGAGCGUCUUGGUGUAAAUUGGAAGCGACUGUUUCCGAUCCCAAGGAUGUCAAUCCCCUCACCGAUAAUUCGGUCAAGGGCAUGCCACCUCUAACAAUCAUGAGCCUCACUCUUCGUACGGUUGUCAAUCACAAGGAGAACAAGCGCGAAAUCGUGUCGAUUGCCUCGCGAGUCUGGGAAGAAAACCAUAUUGAAUCUACAACACCUCUAGAUAAACAACCUAGUACAGCCGUUACCUUCAUUCGACCUCUCGAAAAGUAUCCUAAGGGCUUUGAAUCGGUUGCAGCACAGUCGAGACAAUCCAAAAUGCAUGCCAUGGCGAAUGAGCGUGCGUUGCUGAACAACUUCUUGGCACUCGUCCAACGCUACGAUCCAGACGUGAUCGUCGGGCACGACUUCCUGGGGGUGUCACUGGAUAUACUUCUUCAUCGCAUGAAGGAGCUGAAGGCUGAACAUUGGUCAAGAAUAUCUCGAUUCAAGCGGAAAGGCUGGCCGUCGAUAGGGAAGCAGGGUACAAACCUGCGGUUCCUCAACGGACGACUACUUUGUGAUCUCGCCAGUGAUGGUGCAAAGGGGAUGAUUGCAUCUACAACCUGGUCUUUGACGGAGAUGGUUGCGUCGCAGCUCAAGAUACAGCGGCAAGACAUCGACCCGGACGACACAGCCUUGUUCUUCGAUGCGGAGACGUCGACUGCCCAAAGGUUAUUAGAAUUCGUACAACACUGCGAACUCGAUGCGUUCCUUCAGAUGGCCAUCACCUGGAAUGUCAAACUUCUUCCAUUGACAAGACAGUUGACCAAUAUUGCCGGCAACUCUUGGAAUAAGACGUUGAACGGUGGUCGUGCUGAGCGCAAUGAAUAUAUUUUGCUCCACGAGUUUCACUCCCUAAAGUAUAUUUGUCCUGACAAGACAUGGGGCAAAAAGGCGGCGGCUGCUGCAAAGGUGGAAGCCGAAGAAGGCGACGGUGCUGCGACAAACACCAAGAGUAAGCGGGACAAGUACAAGGGUGGUCUUGUAUUCGAGCCAAAGCGUGGACUCUGGGACAAGAUCAUUCUAGUCAUGGACUUCAACUCGCUCUACCCGAGCAUUAUUCAAGAAUAUAACAUUGACUUUACAACAGUCGAGACUGGGCAGAUUGAGGAGUCGGAAGACCAAAUUCCUCCAGUUCCGGAUCCGUCUCUGGCCCAAGGAGUUCUUCCACGGCUCAUUGCAGAUCUAGUCAAACGCCGAAAGGCUGUCAAAGGAUACAUGAAGAGUCCAGGAUCAACAGAGGCGGAGCGCAAACAGUGGGACAUUAAGCAGCAAGCCUUGAAGCUGACGGCGAACAGCAUGUAUGGCUGCCUUGGCUUCGAGUAUUCACGUUUCUACGCCAAGCCAUUGGCAGCUCUCACAACGUUCAAGGGAAGAGAGAUUCUAACGAAUACCAAGCAAUUGGCAGAAUCUAUGGGACUCGAUGUCGUGUAUGGUGACACGGAUUCGGUCUUUGUCAACUCUGGACAUCUGGAUCAAACCGAGGCGUUGAAGAUUGCUCAUCAAUUCAAGAAAGCUGUAAACGACCGAUAUCGUCUACUUGAGAUCGACGUCGAUGGGGUCUUUCAACGUCUUCUGUUGUUACAGAAGAAGAAGUAUGCAGCAAUCAAGGUCGAAAACAACGUUCCGACUAUGGAAGUCAAAGGGCUCGACAUGAAGCGUCGCGAGUAUUCCGCUCUCUCCAAGAAUACCUCAAGAGAUGUGUUGGGAUUCAUUCUGUCGGGCGAAGAGACAGAGGUGGUUGUUGAAAAGAUUCACGACUAUCUCACGGCGAUUGGACAGAACGUGCGCAAUGGGUCUGUGCAGCUGGACGACUAUACAAUCUUCAAGCGGCUAGGAAAGAACCCUGAGGACUACCCCGACGCCAAAACACAACCACACGUCCAGGUUGCGCUAAGGAUGAAGGCGAAGGGUCAAAGCGCAAAAGCAGGGGAUGUCAUACCGUAUAUCUUCUGUUUGGCCGACGAUGGGACCAGUAGCAAGACAGCACAGGCUGAUCGGGCCUUCCACCCGGAUGACAUUCGACGGAGCGGCGGUCAACUCAAGAUUGACUUUGAACAUUAUCUAAGCCAACAAAUCUUACCGCCCAUCGAACGAUUGUGCGAUCCAAUCGAAGGCACGGAUCGUUCUCGUCUGGCGGAGUGUCUUGGGCUUGAUCCAUCUCGUUAUCACGCUCACUCGACUGGUGGUGGCGGCGAAGACCGUGCAUUCGAAGCAUUGGACUCACAAAAGUCAGACGCUCAGCGAUUCAAAAGCUGCGAUCCAUUUAUCGUCACUUGCCGAAAAUGCAAAUCUGCACGAGCGUGGCACCCUCCAAGCAGUGAGGACAAUGAGCUCGUCACAGGGAGCGGAGUCGUGUGCGCAACUGCUAGCUGUGCGGCGCCAAUAACCGCUGCGUCACUGCAAACGCAACUCGAGGUGCAGAUUCGGGCACACAUUGGUCGUUACUAUGAUGGUUGGAUGGUGUGUGACGACGAAGUCUGCGGUAAUCGAACUCGGAUGAUGCGAGUCUACGGCAAACGGUGUCUUCGCGAGGGAUGUCGGGGAGCUAUGAACCCAGAGUAUAAUGACAGUCAACUAUACACCCAACUGUUAUUCUACUCUUCGUUGUUCGAUAGUCAAAAACUCCUGAACAGUUCAAAGGGUUCUUCGCGACAAGAGCACAUCACCGCCCUUGUAGGUCAAAAUGCUGAUACACUGUUGGUCCUUGCAGAGGUCGUCGAGCGACAUCUAGACGAGUGCGGAAGGCGGUGGGUUGACCUGAAGGACUUGUUUGGAUUCAUGUCGAUCAAGGGCCGAGGUAGUAGGCGGUAG
This is a messenger RNA of Serendipita indica DSM 11827, 4287 nucleotides long. NCBI's taxonomy places the organism in Eukaryota, Fungi, Basidiomycota, Agaricomycetes, Sebacinales, Serendipitaceae. The record is from the annotation of a GenBank genome assembly.